Sungouiella intermedia is the source of this 693-nucleotide messenger RNA. Lineage: Eukaryota; Fungi; Ascomycota; Pichiomycetes; Serinales; Metschnikowiaceae. The record is from the annotation of a GenBank genome assembly.
AUGUUGGCCUUGGGAAGAUCGAUGUUUGGCUCGCUCAAACCGGGCAUAAUGUUCCAGCAGCGUCCAAGUACGCAGCCUGUCUUUUCGUCGCUUCUCAACACCGUCUUGAAGAGAUACAAGCACGAGUAUGCUCCGAGAUACAAAAGAGUCAGAAAGGCAUUCAAAGGUAGAGUCACCGUCAGAACCGGAGGCUCCAUCAAGGGUAACUCGUUGGAAUUUGGCGAGAUAGGCUUGAGAUUGAAGUCCAACGGCCUCAGAAUGACCGCUACACAGCUCAAGGAAGCCGACAAGGUUAUUGCCAGAGAAAUUAGACCUUCUGGUGCAGACUUGAUCACUAGAUUCACUUGUAACACUCCCGUGUGUAUCAAGGGUAACCAGACAAGAAUGGGUAAGGGUAAGGGAGCCUUUGACCACUGGGCAUGCCGUGUUCCUACAGGAAAAGUCUUAUUUGAGAUCAGAGGAAAGAUCCACGAAAAGGUCGCCAGAGAGGCGUUGAGAAAAGCCUCAGAGAAGUUGCCUGGACUUUUCGAGAUCAUCGAUAGAAAUUCUCAGGUUAGAGUUAGUCCUAGCACCUUGAUUGACAAGCCAGAGCCUGUUGAUUACGUGGAGGUGAUGAACCAGAAUCCUACCAAGAAGUGGACCAACAUCCAGCAGUCGAAGCUCCCUGAAUAUAGAUUGUACCGUGGACGCUAA